AUGCGCAUCGCCACAGUCCUCUCACUAUUUGCAACUGCUGCUCUGGUUGCUGCUCAAAAUGCUAUUGGAGCAACCGCGACCGAGCCAAUCUUUAUCACCAGCCCAGUGGCGGCCACAGAUAACCUUCAUGCCGGAAAGCACCUGGUUAUCGAAUGGAACUCCCAUCCAAGCGCCCCGGAGAUGGUUGACAUUGAAUUGCUCCAAAACUUUGUCGUGAAAGAAAACAUUGGCAAAGUCAAGUCUGACUCUCAUCGGUUUAAUUGGGCUAUCCCUGAUAACUUGAACUCUUCCAAGAAUUAUGCCAUUCGUAUUGGUAACUCCACAUACACAUCUUACUCUCACCCAUUCUCAAUCAAGGGUGAAGGUGCCUUCCCUGAAAAUGAACCUACAGCUCCCCCUAAUAGUGUCAUCGCUACAGCUGUUAUAAAUACCGCUGCAAGCACAGCUAGUGGAAGUGUCCUCGAAAUGGCCUCUUCUGCUAAACCCAUGUCCUCCAUUUCUUCAACUGCCUCUGCCUCCUCCACCUCUGCCGCCGCUACUGCCACUGCUUCACAGUCCGGCGGUUCUUCAAGCAAACUAGCUGGUGCCAGUUUAGUUGGUGCCGCUGCUGCAGGCGCUGCUGUUGUUGCCUUUAUAUUGUAA
Messenger RNA from Umbelopsis ramanniana AG, 642 nucleotides. RefSeq lists its product as uncharacterized. Bases 1 to 642 code for a protein of 213 amino acids. The transcript is spliced from 3 exons. Lineage: Eukaryota; Fungi; Mucoromycota; Umbelopsidomycetes; Umbelopsidales; Umbelopsidaceae. The record is from RefSeq and is a predicted model, not a curated record.